Molecule: messenger RNA, 1230 nt
Organism: Rasamsonia emersonii CBS 393.64
Lineage: Eukaryota; Fungi; Ascomycota; Eurotiomycetes; Eurotiales; Trichocomaceae
Exons: 2
Coding region: 1-1230 (409 amino acids)
Source: RefSeq, a predicted model, not a curated record
AUGCCAUAUGCUCGAUCUAUUGAAGCUGAUUCGGCUUCUGUUAAUAAAGAGUCUUCAGAUUCACAAGAUGGAGAGAUAGAAAGAGAAAAGGCUUCCGUUCCUCUGGAGAGGGCUUCUUCAAACGAAAAUGAGGCAUUGGAAAGAACAAAGUCUGCAGAUGCAUCCAAAGUUCCACCAAAUUUGCAGCGUGAUCUGGCGCACGAUAAUAUUACCGAAGAUCAACAAUUGGAACUGAGAAUGAAUACUGUACCUGGGGAACGUCAGUCGGAAGUAGACAGGCAAUUCGAUUCUAAUCAAGAGGCUGACUCUCAGUAUGCUUCACUCGUCGACCAUAUGGAGGCUCCUGCGCCUGGAAAACUUCAUCUAGAGCCUCCGCCUCAGUUCAAACACCCUAUACAAACCUCUCAGCUUUCCAUUAGCGCGUUCGGAGUAUCCCUGUUACGAACAAGAGAAGGAAAUGAUUGUGCUCGCUCAAGAACGCUUACGAAGGAGGUCAAGAUUCAAAGGGCACUGCCAGGACUUGUCAACAUUGUUAGCGGUUGGAAGAUCAAAUUAGGGCAAGGAGUACGACUGAUUUCCGCCAGGAUUGAAGCGGAGUUCAAGCAUGGGCCGGUCAGCACCAAAUUGGGCGUCAGCAACGUGACUGCUACAGCCCUAGAGAAAUAUGUCGUUGUCGGCCUUUACAAUAGAAAUAAUAACGUUCCCGUAGAACGUCUGAAACGUGUGAAGGAAGCCGGUCAACUUUUUGCAGCGAUCAGGUCCGCAUCUAAAAGUCUACGAAGCCUCCCCCAACGUCUCUUCUCACUCAAAUACGUCGCCGGUUUCGGAAUAUACGAGUGUCACCCGGACAAAGGCUACCACACAUACGUGGACAUCGACCUUCCGACCGAACGCGUCUUGCUUGAAUUUUACCGGGACUACAAAAGCCUCAGAAACGACGUCGAGGAUCGGUGGGGAGAUUGGGUCCACGAAAAAUUCAAUAACGGCUCGACUGAUCCUGGGCAGGGCCGGUACUCGCUGCAACUUGUCCUGCGGUGGUCAGUCGGCAGGAUCACAAUCUACGUCACGGCCCCUAUCAUCCUCAGCUUGGCCAUCGGGAUCUGGUACAUGCAGAAGACGGGCGAUGCCGAGGCCGCGUGGGUUAUUUCAACCUACAUCGUCGCAGCCACUACCGGUCCGUUAAUCCAACAACGUUUUCAAUAUUAUAUUCCCCCUUUUCUUGUUUGCUGA